AUGCAGGGCAAAGUGGCCAUCAGCUCUUCCAGCCCUGUUGUGGCAGCUUCCUUACCAUCCCCAUCCCAGGCCAGACAGCCACUCGUCAGCACCGGGGAGAUCUUCAAGCUUCCAGGCAGGCUGAGAAUCCAGCCCUCACUGUGGAGCAAGGAUGACGUGAUCCACUGGCUCAGAUGGGCUGAGAGGGAAUAUUCCCUUCGGCAAACCGACGACAGCAAGUUCGAGAUGAACGGCAAAGCCCUGUGCAUCCUCACCAAGGAGGACUUCAGACACAGAGCUCCCAGCUCAGGUGAUGUGCUGUAUGAAAUACUCUGCUUCAUCAAGACUCAAAGAAGAGCUCUGAUGUGCAGCCCUUUGCUGAACUCACCCUUUGGGAAGCCCAGGAGCACGGAGGAAGUUUUGCCUCUGUACCUGACCCUUACCCUGCUUGGCAUCUCCUCUGACCCUCCUGGACUUUCUGCUGCUCCCGCCUUAGGAAAAUCCCAGGCUUUCCUCAGCACCCUCCUCCUCUGCUAG
Empidonax traillii (willow flycatcher) is the source of this 516-nucleotide messenger RNA. Its product is annotated as transcription factor ETV7-like. Lineage: Eukaryota; Metazoa; Chordata; Aves; Passeriformes; Tyrannidae. Bases 1 to 516 code for a protein of 171 amino acids. The record is from RefSeq and is a predicted model, not a curated record. Gene Ontology annotation, molecular function: sequence-specific DNA binding. The transcript is spliced from 5 exons.